AUGCUGGAUGAGAGACAUCCCGAUCUCCCCAAGCCUGCAAGCGAUCCCAACACGUACACACUUGGCUCUAUUGGUAAGCACAAUAUUGUUAUAGCCUGCCUCCCUAAGGGCCAAAUUGGAAAUAAUCAAUCGGCAACUGUUGCUUCUCGAAUGAUCUCCACUUUUCCAUCCAUCAAGUUCGGAUUGAUGGUCGGCAUUGGGGGCGGUAUUCCGCCUAAAGUCAGGCUUGGCGAUGUGGUUGUCAGUACGCCAGUCGGCCAGUUUCCUGGCGUGGUGCAAUGGGACCUUGGUAAAACAAAAGAGGGGAGAUUUGAGCGGACUGGGUCAUUGAACAAUCCUCCGACUUCGCUGUUAACGGCCCUGACAAAAUUGGAGACGGAUCACGAAUUGACCGGAUCAAAGAUACCAGAGUAUCUAGAUCAGCUGAAAGAGAAAUGGCCGAGACUGGCAAACAAGUAUUUGAGGUCUGAUUCGCUUGAGGAUGUCCUGUUCAAAGCAACUUAUAGCCAUGUCGCGGGUCGCGAUGUUCCUCUUGAUGGGCAUGAAGAUGAGGAAGACGACGAGGAAGAAGAAAGCUGUUCAUUUUGCGAUAGAGCCGAGACUGUAAAGAGGAAGCCAAGAGAGAUGCGGGUGCAUUUUGGUCUUAUCGCAUCUGGUAACCAAGUGAUCAAGGAUGCCGUAUUCCGAGAUAAACUGAAAAGAGAUCUUGGUGGUCAUAUCCUCUGUGUCGAAAAGGAAGCGGCAGGCCUGAUGAACAACUUCCCAUGUCUUGUGAUCAGAGGGGUCUGCGAUUAUGCAGACUCGCACAAGAACAAAGAUUGGCAAGAGCAUGCAGCGGCAGCGGCAGCGGGAUUUGCGAAGGAGCUUCUUGAAUAUGUACAACCGAGUGAUGUUGAUGCAGAGCGCCCAGUGAAGGAUAUUUUAAGCAAAGUCCUUGAUAAUAUGGAUAGAAUUGGGGACGAUGUUGAAACAGUGAGGUCCAGAUUGGAUAAAAGAGAAGACCUGAGGGUGCUUAAUUGGCUCACUCCUAUCGAAUAUGGCCCCCAACAAAGUGAUUUUCUCAAAAGGCGACAACCUGGAACUUGUCAGUGGCUAUUAGACUCCAAGAAGUAUCAGACAUGGCUGAGUUUGGACAAACAAACGUUAUUCUGUCCCGGAAUCCCCGGAGCAGGAAAGACCAUCCAGACUGCAGCGGUCAUCGAUCACCUAACUACACGGUUUCACUCCGACCGAUCUGUUGGGAUUGCGUAUGUUUUCUGCAGUUUUCGUCGACAAACUGAGCAAAGGCUCGACGACUUGGUCGCAAGUCUCUUGAAGCAACUGAGUCAACACCAGCCCUCGCUGCCAGAUAGCCUGGGUGAUCUCUACAAUAAGCAUAUAUACCGGCGGACGCGGCCAUCUUUUGACGAGUUAUCGAAGGCUCUCUGCUCAGCGGCGACGUUUUAUUCAAGGGUAUUUAUUCUUAUCGAUGCGCUUGACGAGUGUCAAGCGUCUGAUGAAUGCCGCUCUAGAUUCAUUUCGGAGAUCUUCACCCUCCAGGCCAACUGCGGAGCGAACAUUUUUGCAACAUCAAGAUUUAUUCCGGAGAUCACCGCCAGGUUCAGCCAAGGAACGAUAUUGGAGAUUUGUGCAAGCAAUGAAGAUGUCAAAAGGUAUCUUAAGGGACAUAUAGGACAGCUACCGGCGUUUGUUGAGAGGAAUCAACAGCUUCAAGAAGAGAUUACAACCAAAAUCUCAUGCGCUGUUGAUGGGAUGUUCCUUCUAGCACAAAUUUAUAUUGGCUCACUUGACGACAAGCCAACACCAAAAGCUAUCAAAACUGCCCUAAGUCAGUUCCAGAACCAAAGCCACGGGAUAGACGAGGACCGGAGAGUGGAAGUGCUGAGCCGAGCAUACGAUCAAGCAAUUCACAGAAUCAAUGAACAGAAAACUGGCUUUCGGGAACUUGCAAAUAAAACUCUCGCAUGGAUCACCAAUGCACAGAGGCCACUUACCACCUCAGAGCUCCAACACGCUCUUGGUGUAGAAGUUGGUGAGCCCGAGCUCGAUAAAGACAACUUGCCAGAGAUUGAAGAUUUGGUUUCGGUUUGUGCUGGCUUAGUCACCGUCGAUGAGGAAAGCGACAUCGUCCGGCUGGUCCACUACACUGCGCAGGAGUACUUCGAGCGAACACAAAAGCAUUGGUUUCCAGAUGCAGAGAUCGAUAUCACCAAAGCUUGCGUUUCUUACCUCUCAUUUGACAUUUUUGAGAGUGGGGGUUGUCGAACAUUUGAUGAGUUAGAAGAGAGGAUGCUGUUGAAUAAGCUGUACAGCUACGCUGCACAGAACUGGGGAAACCACGCUCUUAAAGCUUCAGUUCGUUGCCCAGAGGCUAUCCUCUUUCUCAAGUCCAAGGCAAAAGUAGCAGCAGCAGGCCAACCGUUAAUAUACACCUUCGGAAGCAUGUACGACACAAUGAUCAAUACGGAAAUGAGAGGGCUUCACUUAGCAGCACUUUUCGGGGUUGAGCAGGCAAUCGAAGCUCUCUUCCAGAAUUCAGUCGAAGCAGAUACAAAAAAUGCUGCUAGCCAAAAUGAAAGUAGCGAUGACCUGGAAUGUAAAGACAAUUUGGACGGUCAAACACCGUUGUUAUGGGCCGCAUGGGACGGGCACGAAGCGGUGGUCGAGCUCCUAGUCGAAAAGGGAGUCGACCUCGAGUCUAAGGACAAUUGUGAUCGAACACCGUUGGCAUGGGCAGCGGAGUGGGGACGAGAAGCAGUAGUCAGACUACUACUUGAGAAGGGGACCGACUUCGAGUCUAAGGACAAUGUUGGUCAAACACCGUUAGCAGUGGCAGCGGAGUGGGGAAAAGAAGCAGUAGUAAGGCUACUACUCGAGAGGGGGGCCGACCUCGAGUUUAAGGAUACUUUUCGUGGCCAAACACCGUUGGCAUGGGCAGUAAGGAACGGGCACGAAGCGGUGGUCAGACUGCUGAUUGAGAAGGGGGCCGACCUCGAGUCUGAGGACAAUUUCCAGCAAACACCGUUAGCAUUGGCAGCGGAGAGGGGAAGAGAAGCAGUAGUAAGGCUACUCGAGAGGGGGGCAACUCGAAUUUAA
Molecule: messenger RNA, 3096 nt
Organism: Penicillium odoratum
Lineage: Eukaryota; Fungi; Ascomycota; Eurotiomycetes; Eurotiales; Aspergillaceae
Product: ankyrin repeat protein
Exons: 3
Coding region: 1-3096 (1031 amino acids)
Biological process (GO): nucleoside metabolic process
Molecular function (GO): protein binding; catalytic activity
Source: RefSeq, a predicted model, not a curated record